CCCGAAAGUUGCAUUGCAAUUUGCAACCCAUGUUUUGCUCCGGGAAAAUGUCAAAGAUUUCCAUUCAACUUUUAUUUUGAUUGUAUUUUCCUUGAAACACUGAUGCUCGUCAACGUAAAGAGGUAUGCACUGAAGGGCCCGCGCUUUGAAGAAGACAUUUGGACCUGAAAAUGGUUGGGAAUAACAAAAGAUACGGAAAAGGAGCAAGGUUUUUGACUUUCUGAUCUAAUGUUUACUUCCUUUUGGGUUGACUCACGGCAUUUUAUAUGUGGUAGCGAGUACACGAACAUCGUCGUUUUUGAGAUUUGAAGUUGUAGUUUAGUAUUUAUCAAGCGCUGAUGAGGCCAUGCCACUCAUCGAUGGAGGGAGUGAUAUAAAUUUAUCAAAAUGGCUAGGAGUGUUCGUGGUUGCUUUGAAGAAGGUCAGUUAUGACAUGUUGACUAAUCAAGCAAACCUUUCCUCGAGAGUUUAUUAUUGUUCAGCAUGAUUAGCUGUUAAAUAUUAAGUAAACUGCAAAUUGCCCUGCUGCAGAAUGGCCUUAUAAGCCUGAAAUUCCAGAAAAUCUAGUGUAUUCCAACACUUUCUAAAUGCUAAUGUAGCAAAUUUAUGUAGCAAAUUUAUGUAGCAAACUUCUCACUUCCUUUCCUCUUUACAUAAAUUUUGCCCGAAUAUUUUCAUAGGACAUUAGAAUGACAUUAUAAAGUUAAUGUGAUUGACAGCAUUCAGGCUAUUUGCUGGGCCAAAUAUAUAAUAAAUAGCGGUUAGGUUUUGUGUAGCUUUGUGUCAUAUGUACAGCAGAGCAUUUGCAAUUUAACUUUUGUUUAUUAUGCAAAUAACAUGACAUCAUGCCAUAUAACCAUGACAUCAUGUCGGUAGAGGGCAUUGGAUCAGAUUGAGAUGAGGCAGAUAAGCUUGUUAAACAGUUAAGCUGCAAUAUAUGCUAUACAUCAUCUAUCAUGAAUGGUGUUAACUACUAGGAUGUCUGAAGGAGGGAUGCAAGUUUGCUUCCAAUUUCUUGCAUGAGGAAGGUGUGAAUGUUUCCUGGAAUUAAUCAUUAAUACAUAACGCUUUCCCCUUGACAAGUCAGUGCAUUUGAGUGCAUUGCAGCUUACAGCAGUUUACAGGUAAAACUAUGUGUUCACAUGGUUUUAACACUUCAUUUAGUGUUCCUCUUUGGAAUUCCCAACUUGAUUGCAAUUUUUCUCAUUACCUUUGCAAAUUUGAAAUACUUCCUUGCAAAUACCUUGAGGGAAUUUGCAAUGUUCCUAAAAGCCGAUUAAAUUUGCCUCCAUUCCUGUUAGAAGUUAUUAACUUCCUGUUGCAAGUUCCUAACUUCCUGUUCUGUACUAUGGGUUGUAUAAAUUGGCUAACAAAUAGUUAGCCCCCCCAACAUAAAAAUUGUUUUGCUGGCCCACUGGUCCAAUCUAUAUAAACCGAGACAUCUUUUGCUUCUGUUUGCUCAUUCUGUUCCAUGUUAACUAAUAUUCCAACUAAUAAUAUUAACUCAUUGAGCUGCAAUGCGCCCCAGUGCGCCCUAUUUAUUUUUUUACUUGUCUAAGCCAGACGAUUUUACUUGUCUAACGCCAGACGAUUUUACUUGUCAAUGGGGAAGCGCUGCAGCUUAAUGGCAGGUUAACCAAAAAAUCUGACAAUGUCUCUGGUUAACCCAUUGAGCUGCAAUGCACCCAAGUGCCCCCUACUUAUUUUUUUACUUGUCUAACGUCUGACGAUUUUACUUGUCAAUGGGGAAGCUCUGCAGCUUAAUGGCAGGUUAACCAAAAAAUCUGACAAUGUCGCUGGUUAACCCAUUGAGCUGCAAUGCACCCAAGUGCCCCCUACUUAUUUUUUUACUUGUCUAACGUCUGACGAUUUUACUUGUCAAUGGGGAAGCUCUGCAGCUUAAUGGGUUAAUAAGUAUUUAUUGCUUCAUAUAGUGUUAUUUUAUAAUUGUUAAGGGUGGUAUGUAUGGGACUUAUCAUCUCGUUUGCAUCUUCCUUUUUGAGCCAUUGGAUAGUUUAUGUUCGUGUUAUACUGUGGUGCAAUAAAGUUAUUAAAAUGAAAGUUAAAGACUUCUUAAUUUAGGUUGCAAAAGAAGUCCAGCCUGAACUUGACACUAAAAAGGAGGCAAUUGAAUAUGUUGAAAAAUUGAUCAUACAACUCCUGGGCCAUUUGUGCAUAGUACAUCCACAUAGUUACAAAGACGUAGAGGAACGAGUGAAGAAGACAUUUCCAAAGCCAAUUGACCAAUGGUGCAUAGAGGAGGGACAACAAGCUGUGGGAAAGGGCAAGAAAAAAAAUCCUCUGGUUUUACCAGUUGAUAAAAUACAUCCACUACUACAAAAGGUAAUACUUUGGAUUGCACAAAUGAUCAGUUUAACCCUUCAAGUGGCUUGCCAUAAUGCCAAAUUAUUUUAUUCAUCAAGGGGAAUAUUAGACUUUACUGUUUUAUGUUAUUACACUUUUAGCCCAAUGGCAGGCCUGUAAAUUAGUGCUGGUCAUCGGACAUUGUCCAGCCAAAUUUUAUGGCUGGUCAAAUCUCCAAUCUCAAAAAAUUGUUUAUUUAACACAUUUUUUACUAAUGAAACCAACAAGAAAGCAAUAUAGACAGCACUUCUCCACUAUUUUGUGCUGCAUUAGUCCGUAAGAUUUAAUUCUAGAUCUACAUCACCUUAAUUAAAAUCAUAGUCCAUUAAAGUAUUCCUGGAUAUAGAUACAAUUUAUCUUGUUAUUUCAUAGGAAGUUUUAGGUUAUAAAAUUGAUUAUCCAGUGUCUUUAUACAUUGUGGCAGUGCUUGAAUAUAUUUCUGCAGACAUACUGAAGGUAUAAACAAACUCAAAGAUUUUGUUUGUUAUGAAAUUAUGUUUAUUAAAAAUAGUCACAUCUUUCUAAAACUGUGUUUCAUAUUCUUCCUGUAGCUUGCAGGGAAUUAUGUUCAAAAUAUCCGAGACAAAGUUAUCACUGAACAACACAUCAAGGUUGCCUUGUGUGCAGAUAAAGUGAGUAUUAUCAUCAUUACAAUGAUCAUUAAUAAUUGAUUAUCAUAAUCAGUCACCAUUCAUUAGAAUCAAUAAUCUUUCAUCGUUUAUCAUUAAUUAAAUUAAUGACUACCGUAAUUGAUAAUCAUCAAAUAAUCAUCAUCAUUAUCUUGAUCAUCAUAAUCAAUCGUUAUCAUCAAUGUCAAUCAUAAUCAAUCAUUAAUUAUGAACAUUGUCAAUCAUCAAUAAUAAUCAAUAAUAGUCAGUCAUCAUAAUCAAUAAACAUCAAUCAUUAUCAUAAUCAUAAUCAUUGACAAUCAUCAUAACCAAUCAUCAUUAAUUAUGAAUGGCAAUUGAUCAUCAAUUAUUAUCAGCAUUGAUUAGUAAAUGAUCAUGAUAACAAUAAUCAAUGAUUUUAACCAAUUAUCAUCAUCAGUCCUUAACCUUUAUUAAUCAUAAUAGUUAAUUAUCAAUCUUUUAUCAUCAGCAAUCUUCAUAAGUUAAUAAUCAUAAAUCAUCAUUAGUAUUAGUCAAAAAUCAUGAACCAUAAUAUCAUCAGUCAUUAUCAAUAGUAAUCAAUUACUCAUAAUAAUUGAUCCAUCACUGUCAUUAAUGAUCAGUGUCAAUCAUCAUCGCUCAAUCAUCUUAUAUGACUUGCCGACUUGGCCGGUGCAUAAAAGUCAAUUCUUGUACUCUGACUACUCUCACUAAUGUACAAUAGUGUAUUUUACCCCGUUGUUGUUCACUUAUUUGAUUUAUACUUCUGUAAGCUUGAUCAGACAUUUUUCUUUUGAUAGGUGUUACUGGAAAUGUUCGAAAGCGACGACCUUGAAACUUCGGCAGAAGAUGAAGUAUGUUUUGGAAUUAUAUUUGCUUACAGUUCUAUAACCUCUUAAACUUUUUAUGAAAAAAUCAUCAAAUGGGGAAUAAAUUGAUUAACCAUUAAUAACACACAACACUCUCCCCUUAACAAGUAAAAUCAUCUGUUGUUAGACAGAGUAAAUUGGGACGUUGCAGCUUAAUGGAUUAACAAGAGACAUUGGCAAAUAGUUUGGUUAACCAAUUAAUGCACAACACUCUCCCCUCGAUGAGUAAAAUUGUCUGGUGUUAGACAGAGUAAAAUAAUAAAAUGGGGUACAUUAUGUGGGUUAACGUUGAGACAGCCAUACUGUAACUUCGUUUUAGCCACUGGAAGAAAGACCAAUCACACAUCAAGAUAUUGUCAAAGAGAUGAUGGUUCUGGAACGUCAAUAUAUACGAAUUUUGAAUAUGAUCAUUUUGGUAAGGGAUGUUGGUCAAAUGUCGUACAGUGUAAUAGGAAUGUUUGGUAUACCGAUAUACCGAAACUGAUAUCCAGUAUUGAAACCAAUAUCGGUUUAUCGGUAUGAAUUUUUCAAUGUUCGGUAUACCGUAUCAACUUUACACACCAUGCAAUUAUGGCAAAAUCAUCAAUUUUCGGUAAUUUAAAAGGCGAAAACCCGGUAUACACACUAUACCGUUUAUAUCGGUAUAAUUUUUCCGAUACCGGAAAAUUCUCAUACCGAACAUUUUUACAGUGUAUUGAAUCUCUAGUUCAAUGGGAAUAGUUUUAAAUUUGGAAGCACAAAAAAUACAAAAUGUGUUGAAAAAGAAUCUUUUUCUGUUGUUUAGGUUUUUAGACAAUCUUUUGUUGAAGCAACAGAUCAGCUUUUUACCGAGGAGGUAAGACUAUGGUUUGUCUGAACUAAGGAAAUUAAGGUAAUAAGGCCCGAUGUACUGUAGAUGGCGAAAUUUUCAUGCGCCAAACCUAAUCAAAUUAAAUACGCGGCACAAAUUUGGAAGCUGAUUUAUAGAUAUCAGACGUUGCGGUUCUCAUGUGCCGAACGCAUUAAGAACAAGAGAUAAUCAGCUGAAAUGCUUCAUUAUCUAUUGUUUUUAAAGCAUUCGGCACAUGAGAAGCGCGACGUUUGAAACAGGCCUUAAGGUCCAUACAGACCGAACGCAAUUUGGCAACGCGACGCGAAUUUUCAAUGACAUUUAUUAACUUCAAUAUUUUUAUAUGUUUUCAAAAUAUUCUGAACCACUUAAGCAAUUUUAGCUAUUUGGUCUGCAUAUCUUGUAAAAUUUUUAUCUGUUGACGGUUUUAUUUGUUUUUAAAAACUGAAAAUUCCCGUUGCCUUAUCGAAUCGCGUUCGGUCUGUAUAUCGGACGCGAUUCGACAACGCGACGCGAUUUUUCGAUUUUCACUGCCCGAUAACUUAAAACUUAACACUGACCGAUACUUUAAAUUUUCCAAAUAUUUGGAAGCGCUAUAGCAUUUUGAGUUAUUUAGUCUAGAGUACAUAUCUUUUAAAAUUUGCUCUCAUUGCGCUGUUUUAUUAACUUUCAAAAACUAAAAAAUCACGUCGCGUUGUCGAAUCGCGUCCGUUGUGAAUGGACCUUGAAUUGUAUCUUGCCAAAAUUGCUAAUACACUUGAUCAUAUGAUAAUGCACAACUACCAAUACCAAGAAAUGUUUAUCAUGGAAAUUUCCCUGCUCAUUCUAAUCUGCGUUUAUCCUAUCGAUGCCUUCUUAAUAACAAAUAUCAAGAACUUAUAGUAUGGUACUGUAGUAUACAGUACUGCAACUAAACGUAGCUUGCUCAGCUAUAAUUCACCAAGAAAAAACUGGAAAAAAAAAUGACAAUAAUAAUUCUAAUAUAAUGGUUUUGUUUGUGGAAACACCACGUAAAUUUAUUACUAUUAUUAAAUUAUUAUUUUAUUUAUUUAUUAUUAAUUUAUUUUUUACGUGGUGUUUCCACAAACACAACCAUUAUAUGUUUUAUCGCCAUGCAAACAUACAAAGAACUUAAUAAUUCUAAUACUGUCAUAAGUUUCUUCCUUAGACUUGGUAAAAUAUUCCUGUAUUGAAUGUGGCAAAAGCCCUGCUUAUUACUUAUUCCGUUUACACUUGCAAUUCUUACUUUUCUCCUUCUGAUGCAUGUGAACGAGUAGAUGAGUUACGAAUGUUCUGAGUUAGAGGUGUGCAUCGGAUAGGAUUGGACGUUUAUAAUCCGACAUUUGGCUAAUGUUUAAAAUCCGAUCCGAAAUUGUCUAAUCCGAAUCCGAUCCGAGUUGUAAUAAAGUUUUCCAAUCCGAUCCGAAGAAUUCUUUAAUAAAAUAAAUUUUUCAUCCACGUUGAAAUGUUUUACCAAAUCAAUAGAAAAACAAGAAAUACAUGUCAAGAAGCUGACAAAGUGACGUCCAAUUGAAGUAUCAAACGAAAAAUGCGGCGACAACCGCGAUAAUGCUUUGAUAAAUGCAUGGAUAAUUAAUUCUUGCAAUAAUACGUGGAUAAUUAAUUCAUUUUAUUUCGAAUAUCGAAGUUCGAUCCGAUCCGACUGCGAAACAACUUUAUCGAUCCGAUCCGAAAUAUAUAUUUUUGUUCCGAAAUCCGAUCGGAUUCGGAUCGGAUUUCUGAGUACAUGUACCCUCAUCUGCACAUUCAUAACUUAUCCACUCGUUCACAUCCAUCAGAAGAAGAAAAUCGCGCCUGAAAUCCCAGCGAAAAUUGCAAGUGUAAACAAGCCUAAAAGGCCUGUUUACACUUGCAAUUUUUGCUGCGAUUUCUAGCGUGAUUUUCUUCUUCUGAUGGAUGUGAACGAGUAGAUGAGUUAUGAAUGUUCUGAGUACUUGUUCCUUCAUCUGAGCAUUUUCACUCGUCCAUUCUUUCACAUCCAUCAGAACAAGAAAUCGCAACAAGAAUUGCAAGUGUAAACGGGCCUUUAGAAAACUCGCAAUGUUUGGUACGAUCUAACUGAAACACUCUUCUGGCGCAUGAAUUAGACGAAAUUUUAAUCAUUGCAGGAAUCAAACUUCAAGUCUAGAGGUGAGAGACCGCCAUAUAUUUUUGGUAACACAUUUAUUUAUUUGCAGGAUAUUCAAGUGAUUUUCACGAAUAUUAUUGAUAUUUAUGAAUUCACGGUGAUGUUUGCUGGUUUGUUGGAAAACGCGAUAGAAAUGGCAGAUCAAGAUCCUAGUAUCGUAGCACCGAUUGGCGAGUGUUUUGAAGACAUGACAGAGGUUUAGUGUUGUUUGAAGUGGCUGGUUGUUGAUUCUUUUACGUUUUAAUGAUCUUAAAAACUGGCGGCCAUCUUGAAAACCUGCCUCUAGUCUAUCCCCUUUGGCCACGACCCAUGCAACAGCUAUGAAGGUCAUAAACAGUUUUGCUAUUCCUAUUCCCCAUUUUCUGACAGACCGUAUCGCUAAACAACCAUAGUGUUAUUCUUUAAAGUUUAAAUUGAUGUUAAAAUAGUUUUUCUAAAGUUUGAACAGUUUCUUUAAAGUUUGUUUAUAACUGCAUUUUUAGGCGCAGGCGUUUGAUUGUUAUGAAACUUAUUUAAAUGCAAGAGUCACACCAACACCAUCGGAUAAACUUUAUAAAAAACUGGGAAUCGUUGGCAGACUGGGCGAACUUAUGACGAGGCCUGAGGUCGCAGGAUAUUUUCAGGUAUUACUUGCAAAGUUUGUGUUUUGAUUUUGUGUGUGCUUACCUGGUACCACCAGCAAACCGUGUCCUAGCUGGUAUUACCAGCAGACUUUCCAAGGUAUUCAAAACCGGAAUGUAUAAAUAAGCCAAUGAACCUAUUCCCUAAUGAACAAAAUUUUGAUCUAGACAAACAUUUCACCACAGCUUGAAAGAGCAUCACAAAAUUAGUAAUAUUCCGAAGUUUCGUUGCAAAAUGUUGUAAAAUGCGGAUAAUAUACAGGUAGCACUGUGAAGUUUGCCGUUUUUCAGUCAUUUUGUAUUACGCAAGGGAAAUUGAUACCUUUUUUCAGAAAGCGGUAUCAAUUUCCCGAAUUCCCGUGCGUAAUACAAAAUGACUGAAAAACGGCAAACUUCGCAGAGCUAUAUUAUCCGCAUUUUACAACAUUUCGCAGCGAAACUUCGGAAUAUUACUAAUUUUGUGAUGCUCUUUCAAACCGUGAUAAAAUGUUUGUCUAGAUCAAAAUUUUGUUCAUUAGGGAAUAGGUUCAUUCGGUGUUUCCAAUGCGCAUUUGAAGUGCUAUUUAUAAUGAUUUAAAAAAUUAGAAUAUGCAUAUCAAACUAUGGCAACAGCAAAAAAUGGCAAAAACAAUUCUUCUAAUUUGCCUAAUUUGAAAGAAUGUUAAGAUUAUUUACAAAUCCUUUUUGCCAAUUCUCCCAAACUAUCUUAAUCACAUUCUCGUCCCCAGAGCCAUUUUCACUCGGCCACUCGUUGAAAAUUAGACUCUGGGUUAGACAACUAAAGGGAGCGAUCAGAUUGGCUUCUCAGAGAACUGCCAUUUCGCAGAAGUUGACAAAUGCUUUCAAGGCCGGCGAGAGGCAACCACAGGCCCCGGGACAAAUUGAUGAACACGGGCCCCCACGAACAUUUUACCGAGAUUUCCUGGCCCUUCUGAGCACUCCGGGCCCCGGGUAUUUUGCCCCCCUUCCUCUCUCCGGCCUUGAAUGCUUUAGUAUUUUUACAAAGUCUUUUGUGUUUUUUGGGACUGAAUUUAUUUUAGUGAUUUCCACAAAACGGCUAGUCUCCAUUAUUAAAUUUACCUGUGGGUGAAUAUACUGUAAGGGAUAUCACGUCAAAUUUUACCAAUCACCACGUCGAAUUUCUUAUAUUCACUUGUGUAAAAAUACUAAUGAUUUAUGUUCAUAUACUUGAUAUGCAUAUUCUAAUUCUUCCAGUCUAACUCUUUCAAUAAACAAUUAUAUGAAAUGUGUUUCAGUCAAAAGGCGCAGAUUUCCACGAUGCAGUGAGAUAUGUGUUACCAAGACUGCUUUUAGAACCAAUUGGACAUUGCCUGCAUUAUAUUGACUUGAUCAAGGUGGGUUAAAAUCAUAGAUACCUUAUAUACACUAGAUAGUGCAUCUAAUUAUUCUGCAAUUCAAAAAUUGAAGCCGUGAUUGCAGACUCAGGAUAUUCCCAUGAAAUGAGAAGAUUCGUACGUUUUCUAUUUCUUAAACACGGAACUUAAACAUUAAGUUUUAAAAACCUAUUCCAAAUACAUUUUUAAACUAUUCAAAUGAUGAAAGUUAUUGUUGUUUUUUAAGCGUUUAUUAGCGAGUGGGAACUACCAACAUGGCCGCCAUCUAUUCAAAUGGGGGUAACCGCUGGAAUAUUCUUGGCUUCAAUUUUACUAAAAGAGAUGCGCUAUCUAGUGUAUAUAAGAUAUCUAUGAUUAAAAUUCGAGAUGUGAUCCACGAUACACGUAUAGCUAAACGAGUUGGUUAUACAGAGUGUCCCCAUGCAAAAAAUGCAAUAGCUACUGUAUGUCCCAGAUUUUUACACACUAACUUAAUUUUUAGUUGCGAAUUUUUACACUACUAUUAUUAAAUUUAGUCAAGUAGAGCAGUGUUAUGUUCUAUUUAAAACACGCGUAGGAGUGUUUUAUCCAUAUUUUAUCAUAUUUAAUAUGCGAGUGCGCAAGCGCGACCAUUUUAGAUAUGAUAAAACACGACUACAAGUGCUUUGAAUAACACCGCGGAAAAACGCCUGCGCAUGCGUCAACCUUACCUGUAAUAGUAUUGCUAACUUGAUGAGAAGCUGUUCCGAACGUUUCCGAAGGCUCAAAAUGGCGGUAAAAAGGAGUGACUUCAUUGUGCGUCUUUACAGCCAGAUUUCGAGCGCAAAAAUAAACAUGUCAUUCUAAAAACUAGGUAUAAAUACAGCCAGAAGGUUCAAGAAAUUGUAUUGUACAAAAACAUGAACUAAAGGUGAUUAUUGACAAAUUUAUCGUCUGAAACAUUUUGUUUAUCAACUAAGCAACGACAAUUUCCGAAUUUUCGUUUGAGAUACAUUUCUUUAAAAAAAACUGUGUCGCCAAAUAUAAAAAAUUUUCGUGUUCACAAUAAUUAAACUUUAGGAUCUAUUCUACAAUUUGAGUGGGUUAAGAAGCUUAACUUUUCGAGAGUUUUCUUAACUUUUUAGUUUGAAUUUUUGUUUUGAAUAAUUUUGCAAAAAAAUUCGAAGUCGUGUCCGUUAAAAUCAACAAUUGUUUACAUGAAUUAUAUUUUAUUCCAUACUUUAAAUGCCAGGACGCUUUCAAUUAAUGUCUAGUCUACCCAUUUGCUAUAUUUUCUCGUUUGUUUUACUAAUUUUUGACCAAUUAGAUAUUGAUAUUCAAAUUCCCCGCCAUAUUUUCAUAAUUUGGUGCAUGCGCAGACGUUUUUCCGCGGUGUUGCUUUGAAUAGCUUCAAACGACAAACACGACUACAAUAGAUGCCGUCUCAUUAGUAUUCUCUAUAUAAAGGAUGGACUUUUAUAUAUAAAUAAUACUAAUGAAGAUGAGUUUUAUUGGGUAUAAAGCCUCUUCACGUGACAUAUUAUGGUUGACAUGAUUUGCCAAUAAGCUUAUGAAUUAUCAAGGAUAUUCAAAGUGUUUGAAUAUUGGUUCAAAACUUUUGUAGACGCUGCAAAAAACCGCGCCGAAUGAUGAGGAGAGGAAAAGUCUAAGUGAGGUAGGAUACAAAUGAAAACUUGAAUUAAUUAUUGUUCUUAUUGUCGAUUUCAUAUUACAAAGUGCGGUUCCCAAGUUUAUUGUCAACUUGCCAAUUACGUUUCCAAAUUCGGAAGUUGGGCGGGAACUUCGCAACGAAGUUCGCAAGUUCAUUUCAAAGUUCGAACUCCGAUUGUAAACAAAUGUUCAUAGUUGGAGUUGAAAUUACUGUAUAAGGCCCUAGUCCUAUGCACAUAUUACUGCAGUAAAAUAUUGGUCCAGUGGUCUCCAAAGACAAAAAAUGCCAACUUCCGAACUUGACAACGUAAUUGGCAAGUUCGCAACGAACUUGAGAACAGCGUGUUGAAAAGUUACCUGAAAUAGACAAUAAAGUCGUUUUAACUUAAACGAUAAGGCAAAAAAAAAUGUGGGUUUCCGGUUUCUUCGUAUAAAAACGUAGGUAGGGUAGGUCGGUUUUAACUUUUUUUUUAACUUUUUUUUUUAAUUUUCCGAACAAGCGGACGCCAUUUUGUUUAGUCAGUGCUUCCACAUCCAAAGAUAAAUUUCCCUAAUAUUGCAUCAAAUUUCAAUUUUCCACAAACUUUUUCCUCUAAGUGGAAACACUUACAAGCAUGAUCCAGUGAGCUCUAUAUAUAUAUCUGGAGUAAGAACUUCAGUCAUUCGGUCAAUGAGAAAAGUGAAGCCAAGUGAAGCCAAGAUGGCGGCCAUUGACGUCCAAUAGCUCUGAAGGUCUUAAACAGUUUUUAUACCAUUUUCCCCAGCUAAUUCCAGUUUUUUCUAAUGGACCGUAUCACUAAUCAAGUUUUCAGUUCAUAAAAUCACAAUAUUAUUCUUUAAAUCGAAGUCAAAAUACGAAAUUUCAACACACUCCUUGCCAAGAUGGCGGAAAUUGAAGGAGCUCUUGGACGUCAGUUCCAGUCCCUUUCUAUUGUUUUUGUAUGCGCGGUUAACACGAAACUGGCUUCACUUUGAGCAACCAAGUUCCUACUCCAGAUAUAUAUGGAGCUCACUGGCAUGAUCCAAUAAAAAAGUUUAUGGUCGGGAUUUCGACGUCCAAAAGCUAGGUAGGGUCGGGAAACCGGAAACCCACAUAUUUUUUUUUUGGCCUAAAUAACUUAUUUUUGCAUAAAAAACUCCAUUGCAUUUAAGCCAGUUCCAGAGUCCUGAGCACCAUUAAUAAUAUGGACACAAAUAAAUGCAUGUUCUUUGAUAUUAUAUUAUGCCUCAGAUUCAAAGUGUCCAAUCAGAAAGCUAAGUUUGUGCCACGUGAGCAUGAAAUUUAUUGAAUUACACCUUACGUCAUUUGACGUAGCGGAUGAUUUCAAUCAUAUCACCCGGGUGAUAUGAUUUGCGUAAACCACGCGCGACGACCACGCAAACAAGAUGGCCGACAAAAUAUACUAAGGAGAGAUAAAUUAUUAAGUUUUAAACUCGGUGCAAAGCCCCUCGGGAAAUUUCAUCACUUCGGGUGAUAUUUCGCCGAAACCCCCUCGCUCCAGGUCUAUAAAUGAUAAGUGUACCACGUUUAUUUUCUUUGUGUAGGCUCUGAGUGUGAUUCAAGGACUUCAGGUGAUUAUAAGUGGAAUAUCAGCAACUGGCACUUUGGGAAGACCACGGAAAUCAGAGUAAGAUUGAUACAUGUGUAAAAUUACAGGGCUUUUACAGUAUAUUAUUCAUCGCCCAAAAUACAGUACAAGGCCUAUUCAAACAUAGCCAUUAGAAUGAUCAUACAAGGACAUUAAUAUAAGCUAAUCCAGCCCAACUACUUGCCUGGAAAACCUUUCCUAAGCUGGCCAAUCCAAGAAACUGGGAUUAACGUGGUCCUGACUCCCUUCCACUCCCCCCCCCCCUUCCUGCCACCCACCUACCCAGCCCUUGCAGAUGGAGGGUGUUCCCAAAUUAAGUAAAUCUGAAAAAUUCCCAAAUUAAGUAAUUUUGUUCGCCAUAGUUGAAAGGGUCACCUCUUGUUUUGUUACCGAAAAAUUUAGUGUUAUUUAUCGCUUUUUUUUUUUCAUUGAUUUAGUGAGAAAUUUUCAAAAGCACAGAGAAGGAAAUCGACAAUAAAACCCUCACUGAGUAAACUACGAGAUUUGCAAAAGAAUAUCGAGGGAUGGGAGGUAAUUUUAAAAUUUUUGAUUUUUUGAAUUUUCGUCAUAGAAAGGAUUCGUAGCGGUCUUUGAAAUCUUUGAAAUCUUUGAAAGUCUUUAAAUUGUAAGGUCUUCGAAAAGUCUUUGAACAAACAAAGAAAGUCUUUAAAGGCCUUCAAAUUCAAAUUAGUAUUUGAUACAUACCAUUCCCUUGUUGAUGUCAAAUAAAGCCCCGUUUACACUACGCACAAUUUUUGAAACGGCACGGAUUUGGUACCCGGUUCUUGGACUACCUAUUUAGGUAGUCCAAGAACCAAAAAAGUGGUACGGUACCAAAAAUCGAGCGUAGUGUAAACGGGGCUUAAAUCGAUUACAUAAGAUUUUUAGAGAGAAAUGGCGCUGUUUCAACAGUUGAUUGCUCUCAAGGUCUUUGAAAACUGAAAAGUCUUUGAAAAUAGGCAGAAGAAUCUUUGAUAUACUACGUGCUGUAGUUGAGGUUUUGGUCAAACUAGCUGAACCCUUAAAAACGAAAAGCCAGUUCCCCAUACCAACUUCCACGGUUUGUUUGCUCGUAGGGCAAGGACAUUUCUCAGUUGUGUACAGAACUUAUAAAAGGUCAGUUUAAAUUUUUGUUCAUAACUUCUUAACAGUGAUGUUUGUGAUGUUACUCUGAGUAUGCAUCCACACCGGGCAAGCUGAAAAGUUUGCUUGGCCACAGUGGGAAUCGAACCCGGGACCUAUACUAGUCCAAUGCUCUGCCAACUAAGCUACGUGGUCAAGUCGGUUCGAGUUGAUGAUAUUUCGGAACUGAGUCUAGUUCCUUCGAUAUCAGUGUAUUCUAUGAUAUGAUUUUUUUGUGUAUGUGUAUGUUGGUGUUAUGUACUCAGGUGAAUGUGAUGUUUGUGAUGUUACUCUGAGUAUAAUAGCACUAUAUAUAACAGUACUGGGAGAAAUCCCUGAGUAUUUUGACUCAACAACGUAAGCCCGGAUCAAGCGGAUGAGAAUUGGUAGUCACGCGAACUUGGUUAGCUGUUCUUAAUGCUUUCAACACUCUCAUGUAUUUGAUUUAAGUUGGAACACUCAUCGAACCUUUAUUUGGUUGAAGGGAUACGGCAAUAUACAGUAUAUAUUUUUAUUUCAUUUGAAAGAACUUUCAAAAUCAUAUGCAAAUCUCCUUUACCGUUUAUUCGCAUCUUGCUUAUAGUUUUUGAAAUAUUUUCACUUAAAAUAAUUAGCUGUCCGCCAUCUUGGAUAAAUUUUUAUCUAAUUAUCCGUGAUUUUAGUGACGUCAAAAGCAUGGCUAGCCAUAUAAAAAUACAUCUAAAUGACCAAAUAACAGUAAAUCUUGUUUGAAAAGUUGUCAGUCACUUUCUUAUUUGAAAUAGUUACCGAAGUAUGAUUUUGGGCUCAUAUCAACCAAUUGCUCUUUGGAUAAAAUACUUGCGUGAUCCUGCUUAUGACGUAACAUGCAUAUCCGCCAAAAUCCAAGAUGGCGGAAUGCUCGCUGAUUUGUGAUUUUCUCUGUCAAAAUACUCCAAAAAUAAUAAAGUUAUAGGCAAGAUCGGUAAAGGAGAUUUACAUAUAAUUUUAAAAGUUCUUCCAAAUAAAUAAUAAAUAAAUAUGUUGCCAUAUCCCUUUGAUCUAGAACUUGAAAUGUCCCCUGUAACAAUGUAUGACUGCCAUCAACUCGCAUUCUCGUUUGCAGCGGUGGAAUAAGUAUCGGACCACGGGACCAUUGGUCCCAGAAAAUUGUUUUAGAUAAUAGGAGAAUUUCAGAGGAAAACCAUGACCUCAGAAAUGCAAUAGGCAAUUCCAGCUUUUAGUUUAUGCCUGCAGGGGAUGAUGGGAAGUAAGGUAUAUUGCCGAUUAUGCUGAAAAAUUUCAAUAAAAACUACCGAAACAACCGAAAUAUUUCAAUAUUUACAAAUAUAAGCUAUCAGUCCGUGUUUACACGCCGGCCACCAUUUUUAUUUUUUCAGCAUAAUCAGCAAUGUGAUACCUUACUUCCCAUCGUCCCCUGUAGGCAUAAACUAAAAGCUGGAAUUGCCUCUUAAUAGUGCGAUAGUCAAGUGAAAUGUCUUGUACUUUUUUAGAUGGAACUCUUUCAAAAACUUCAAAGGGCGGAAGAGUAAGUUACAAGCAGAUUGAGCAUGACAUGCUAUUUUUUUCAGUCAUAACCGCUUCAUUUUAAAGGAGGUAUAAAUUUUUUGGCUUGGAUUAUUAUAUAGGUAUCUGAAAGAAGGGUGUUUCUUCUUGACAACUUGAUGAUAUUUUGUAAGCAGGUGAGUUCUUAAAAGAGGUUUGUUUUUCAACACUACAGCCUGCUGAUAAAUUGUCGUUUUUCCAGGGAUUAUUAUUCCCAAAUUAGCAUGUCAUACUGAGCCGUGAAACGUUUGAAUUGUAGAAUACAAGACAUUCGUCAUCAGGUCCUUUUCCUGAAUAUCGCUUUAAGGAAAAAAUAUUUCUCAGAAAAUCUGAGGUCAAGGAACAAGAAGAUACUGCAGGUAUACUAUAUGAUUGUCAGGGACAUUUCUGUACAGUCAGGUACAGUGGAACCACGUUAUUAGGGGUUUGUCCGUGUUUACGGGUGAGCAUAUGAGCGGGGUAUCUGUAUGUAUGGAAUAUAUGUACAAUAACUUUAUGGUUUCCGUGUUUGGAUGGCCUGAUCCAAACACGCGGGAAUGUUGCGAGAGUUAGGAAAAGCGCGCGAAAUCACAAGCCGAAGGCGGGUGAUUUUGCGCGCUUUUCUUAACUCGAGUGUUUGGAUCAAGCCAUCCAAACACGGAAACCAUAAAGUAAUUGUUUUAUAAAAUAAAAACUUUCCGUGUUAAACUGAUUUCUUUAAAAAACUUUCACUUUAAAUUUCCUUGUUUGGAUGACCAAACACAGGUUUCGACCAAUCAGAGCACGCGUUAUAUACAUGUUAUUUUAUAAUGUAUUGUCUUGGGGUUUGGUCGGGACUAAAAUAAGUUAUCUCUUAUAUGUAAUAAAAAUUUGUGUAGAUUGUGGACUUGUAGUGUGAGGUACAAGAUAGUCAUAUAUAUUAUCAAGGAUAUGGAUCCAGCUACAAUCUUGAAUAAAAACCGUAGAAUGACGGACGUUUUUCUUCUAAUAUAUCACCUCCUCCCCCCCCCCUGUUUUUGUGUAACAGCUGGAAUAGCUGGAAUAGCUGGACAUCUGGCACAACAUUACCGGCACCAGGGGGGGAGUAUAUAGAUUUAUGGGAAAACUAGUGCAAUCGUUCAAUCAUUACACGCCAAGUUAGUAGAUCUGGUAGGUGGUCGAGCUUUGGUCAUGGUUCAGGGUACGACCGUUGAGCAAGGUCACUAGAGGGAGCUACGACAGCAAGAGACUAGUUUGUAGUCUUGCUUGACAAUUUCACAAUCAUGUUACUGUCUCAUUUUGUCGCUAUUUUAUUUUCGUUUUUGUAAUAGGCGAUUCCAGCUUUUAGUUUAGGCAAUUCCAGCUUUUAGUUUAUGGGGGAUGGGGAAGUGAGGUAUCAUAUUGCUGAUUAUGCUGAAAAAUAAAAAUGGUGGCCGUGUAAACAUGGAGUGAUAGCUUAUACUUGUACAUAUAUUGAAAUAUUUCGGUUGUUUCGGCAGUUUUUAUUGAAAAUUUUUCAGCAUAAUCAGCAUUAUGAUGCCUUACUUCCCGUCACCCCCUGCGCGCAUAAAUUAAAAGCUGGAAUUGCCUAUUGCCUUUCCAAAUAGUAGAAUGAAUUUGACAAGGAUAUUGGCAUCUCCCUUGCAAUCCCCUUUGCCAAGGCUAGGAGGACUGCACAAUACCUGCACUGCCCCCCCACCUCCCCUUUACACGCCCAGUAAAUCCAUUCCUGGAUAUUGUAUUAAAAAGACUAUCAGGUGUAUUAUAUUUCUUUUUCCAGAAACCAAACAUGCUGUAGACUUUACGGAUGGAGAAGGCCCUAUCGUUACAAUCAAGUUUAAAACUUAUCAGGAAAAAGAGGAGUGGAUGUCCUCAAUCAUGAGUGUUUAUUUAAAAAGGUAGUUAUUGCCUCGAAACAGAUCGAGGUCGGUUGUACGAAAUUGUCCGUUGAUUAAUCCGUUCGUUUACUUUUUCGUAAAUUUCUCCAAAUUUUAGCUAUAAUUAGUAGUUUUUAAUCAGUGUCACAUAUUUUAGUUCUUUUUCCUUCCUAUCCAAUUCAUGUUUUGCCGACUACGAACAAUUUGCCGACUUGCCGAGAUUCAAUAAUUUGCCGACUACCUGACCACUGAGGGGGUCCACCCCUUUAGCGCCGCCCCUGUAUAAACCAUCGUAGGAAACUACUAGCCAACACAUAAUCCAAGACCAAUGCACUAGCAUCGAAAACACAAAGAGUGCAAUGGAAUAAAACGUAUAGUACAAUUGCACUCGCAAAGAGUGCAAUGGAACGUAUCCCAUUGCACUCUUGGGAAAUGGCAUUUUCUAUUCAAUAUCACGUGACCAUAAACAGCCAGAUAAGAAUUCAAUAAGGUAUUAUAUAAUAUAUGUUAAUUUAUUCUUGUAUAUUUCACUUAGUACCCUGGAUAGAUUACUUGAUAAGAUUCUACGAGAACAUGAACAGGCAACGCCCUUGCGGUUACCAAGUGUCGAAGAAUAUUGGUGAGUCACUGUUACGCAUAGCGAGACAUACCUCUAUUGAUCUAACAGCAGCGUUCGCAGCAGUCUUUGAAAUCCUUCUUUAAAUUUAAAUGUACAGUAGGUCUUUAAGGUAUUUGAAAAGCCUUUGAAUUGUAUGAAAAAAAAGUAAAAGGUCUUUAAAGGGAAAUGGCAUUAUAUUUUUUUUAUUUUCUCGUUUGAAAGAACAUUUAAAACCAUAUAUAAAACUCUUGUACUGUUUUUUCAUAUCUUCCUUCUACAAAUAUUUUAAUCGAAAGAAAUGAAAUUCCCGCCAUCUUGGAUUUUUGUAGAUUUACUUCACUUUUUUUUAUCGAGACAACCACUAAUCAUUUUGCACUCAAAAUUAUACUCUGUAUGCCCUUGGAAAUAUCAAGAUCACUUGAAACCUUUAAAACAUCUACUAAUCAAUAUUUGGUCAGCAACGAAUACGUCUAUAUGGUUAAUCCCUGUUGUGACGUCACCAAAACUACCGUUAAUGAGAUCAAAAAUAUAUCGAAGAUGGCUGCCAUCUCAUUACUUCAAGUGAAAAUAUUUCAAGAACUAAGCAAGAUAUGAAGAAUCGGUAAAAGAAGUUACUGUAUUAAAUAGUUUCAAAAGUUCUUUCAAAUGAGAAAAUAAAAAAAUAUAUUGCCAUCUCCCUUUAAAAUUCUAAAAUUCGUCAGUGAGCAUUGAUGUAUUAUCGAAUACAAGAUGCAUCCUAAGAUCCUAAAAGGAAAGGACUAAUUAUGGAGUAAAAAAGUAACUUACAAUCGCAAUUUUUCGACAAGUGAGUCCUCUCAAAGGGCUUGAAAAAAGUCUUUAAAAAUAGCAGAAAAUUAUUUGCACUUGAAAGUCUUUGAAAAUAGCAGAAAAUCUUUAAAUUUUUGCGAAGUCUUUGAAUUUUUUGCCUUGGGGACUACAAAUAUACUGUAAUAACUAAACAAGUCUCCUGCUCCUUGGCAUUUGCCAAGCAUCACCUUAGGGUGUCCACUCCUAACCUGCGAACAGGCAUGCUCUGGGUAAGAGAUUGAAACAACUGGGGAAAAUGGGAUAUUAUUUUAACACUUCGAUUCGAUCUAAGAUCACUUUUUUUCUUUUCAUUCAUAAAUCUAGUUCGAACUUAUCAUGAUCGGAACUAUGUUUUCUGAAUAUUGACAUUUUGACUUUCAGUUUUGCGGAAGAAGAUCGGGAAGAUAAUAUAGUUUUUGAAGAGAAACAGGUAUGCUCUAUGCUGUUUAAAUACGCCAUAUGAGACCAAAGUCAUAAUCAAAUAAUAUUCAUGACUAAGUCAAAGUCAUAAUUCAAAUCAGCAAACGAAAACAUUCUGUUACGUCUCGAUUCAUUUGAGAAGCCAUAUAAACAACUCGAGCUCGUGUCUCACUGGGAUAUCCAAACACUCGAAAACAAUGUAUGAAAACACUCGCGCUUCGCGCUCGUUGUUCAUAUAUUGCAUCCUAAUAUAUUGCAUCCUGGAUACUAAUAGCUGUUUUGCAAAAUUGAGAACAAUUUCAAAUCUGUUCAGUUCUUUUUAUUCACCCUGUAUAUACUCCAUAUGAGACCAAAGUCGAUACCCCACAUCGUAACUAGGUACUUAUAGUAACAAUUGUUUUCUAGAAUUCCGGAGGUGUUCCUGUGAUAAAAGGAGGAACGUUGGUGAAACUCAUAGAACGACUGACAUAUCAUAAAUAUUCAGGUACCUAAGUAUCCAUUAGGAUUUUGGGCCCCUCACUC
Messenger RNA from Paramuricea clavata, 18840 nucleotides. The record is from the annotation of a GenBank genome assembly. NCBI's taxonomy places the organism in Eukaryota, Metazoa, Cnidaria, Anthozoa, Malacalcyonacea, Plexauridae.